GCUAGCACGGUGUUGCAGGGUACCUGUUCCCAGUGAAGAUCCAGAUAAGAUGGGUGAACUGAGGAUCGUCCUGUAUGGACAGAGUGGACAGGGUAAAAGUACUCUAGGAGGCAUCAUCCUGGGCAACAGAGAAAUAUUCACUUCUAAUAAGGACUCAAAGAAGUGCCAUAAGGAAAGAAAGACCAUCACGGGUCAAGAAGUGGUUGUUGUUGACACUCCAGGUCUGUUUAAAGUAGGUGAUGAUCGAGAGGAAGUGGUGGAAGAGAUCAAGCGGUCCAUCAAACAUGCUGAACCUGGUCCUCAUGUCUUCCUGUAUGUGGAGAGGUUUAAAGAGAUCUCACAAGAGAAAUUAGACGCACUGAAGGUUUUUAAGGACACGUUUGGUAAACAGGCAGUGGACUACACUAUGGUGGUGUUCACCACUAAAAAGAAGGAAAUCAUGGAGGAAACACUGAAAUCCCUCACAAGAUUAACCGAUCAGUUCCAGCAAAGAUACUUUGUUUUUAACAUUGAAGACAUCAAACAACAAGAGUCUCAACUCGACGAGCUGCUGGAGAUUAUAAAAAAGAUGACAGAAGAACAAUGUCAACCUUUGUACACAUCUAAGAUGCUCCAGGAGGCCGAAGAAGCUCUGAAAAUACAAAAGAAAACAAAACCAAAGCCAGAAGAAGAGUGGCGCUCUUUUUAUGACAGGUGUGGUUUGAUGGGAAUGGCUGUCGGCUGUGCAGUUGGGUAUUUUAUUUGUGGUGGUGAGCUGACGCCUACAACAGGAGCUGGGGUUGGUGCUGUAGUUGGUAUGAUGCUGUUCGUGGGAAUAGCGUUUUUAGGCGUACUUGCUAAAAUAAAAGACUAAAUCUAAAAUCUAGAAAACCAUAAAGGAGAAAUCAUGGUGGUUGUAGGUUUAGUUAUUUUAGUUAAUGUUUUCAUGAUUUUACAUGAUUUUUACGCUGCAAUAGGUGUAGCCUGCUGCGUGCUUCCCAUCACGCACUGACUGUUUCUUCUUUAAUCACCAU
Oreochromis aureus is the source of this 1013-nucleotide messenger RNA. RefSeq names its product GTPase IMAP family member 4-like. Lineage: Eukaryota; Metazoa; Chordata; Actinopteri; Cichliformes; Cichlidae. The record is from RefSeq and is a predicted model, not a curated record. Bases 50 to 853 code for a protein of 267 amino acids. The transcript has 2 exons. Gene Ontology annotation, molecular function: GTP binding.